ACCACCGGCCGCUCGGACUUUAUCCUUGGACCGACGUGGUCAUGUCUGCUACUUUCGUUUUGCGGUCCAGCCGACUGUCUGCGGAAGCGUUUACGAGCACUUCCCGUAGCCUUCCGUCUGUGUCAAGACUUGGGCAAACACGUGGAUAUGCACAGAAGAAAAAAGUGGCUGUGAAGCAGCAUUCGUCGGGCUUCAAGGGAAACAAGGGCAAAGAUCCGAAGGAGAAGGGAUUCAAGAAAGAGAAGAAGCACGGAACCUUCUUGACCCUGCCAGCCAACCAAGUCACCAACACUCUUUUCAAACCUGACAACCGUGUUGUGCUUGACCUUCCUACCUACUCUACAGAAGCAUUGACCAGUGCUGCGGUAGGGAAGGCUAUGGCAUUCCCCAUGUCCGAGAACGAGGCAAUACGAGCGUAUGGAGUGCCAAAGAAUCUCGUUGUAGAGUUCCGUGUGCUGUCAAAACCAUGCUCUGUGGUCCGGGAUGUCACUGUGACCGCUAUUGACACUCUGGACGAGGCAAGCUCGAAGUCUAGCCGAGAUACAAGACUCGUCAUGACCGGGCCGUCUGGUUGCGGAAAGAGUUUCCUCCUGCUACAAGCAGUAGAGUAUGCCGCACAUAAUAAGUGGAUAGUAAUGUACAUACCAAGAGCCAUUAAGAUGGUUGAUUCAUCCACUGCCUAUACAUAUGACUCGCGGACACGGACGUAUCUCCAACCGAACUUCUCAUAUGAGAUACUGCGACGGUUUUUCAGUGUCAACCAGUCGGCUCUACAACACAUGAAGUCUCGAGGAGAGCUGGUCACUGAGCUCCAAUCGCUCCCUGAGGGGACACCUCUGUCAAACUUCGUGCAAGCGGGUUUGUCGUACAAAGAAGACGCUCCUGCAGUGCUCUCCGCACUAAUGGACGAACUAUCUCGUCAGACUACCCACCCUGUGCUCCUGGCCGUCGACGAUAUUCAGGCGCUGUACAACUACACCGCUUACCGAGAUCCUCAUUACCGCGCCCUUAUGCCGCAACAUCUCUCCAUUCCCCGUAUAGUCCUUGAAUACGCAAGCGGCAAAAGGGCUUUCGCACGAGGGGCCGUCUUCGGUGCCGAGUCGACGUCGAACACUGCCUUCCAAAUGCCCCUCGAGCUUUCAGAAGCCCUUGGCAUUCCGCCCUUGCGACCUGCAGGCCCGUACGUGGCGCGAUCCAAGGAGUUGGCAGAGUACGCGCAGGGGCUGCGUAACUUCCCCGUACCCGCACAGUUGAGCGUGGAUGAGGCAGCGUCGUUAUUUGAACUUUGGAUGAAGGACAACGCACUGCAUUCUGGUGAGGUGCGAGGCACGGACGGCGAACUGCAGUCAAGGCCGAACGACGAGCUGUUCAUGACGAAGUACUGCGAGGCAAGCGGAAACCCGCGGGCGUUCGUGUGGAAGGGGCUUCUGUCAACCAUGUCCUCGUACUAGAGUCUUGUCUAGACAGGCCGCGUCAGUUUCAGCUGCGGU
This is a messenger RNA of Postia placenta MAD-698-R-SB12, 1490 nucleotides long. RefSeq lists its product as hypothetical. The record is from RefSeq and is a predicted model, not a curated record. Lineage: Eukaryota; Fungi; Basidiomycota; Agaricomycetes; Polyporales; Adustoporiaceae. The transcript is spliced from 11 exons. Gene Ontology annotation, cellular component: mitochondrial small ribosomal subunit. Bases 42 to 1451 code for a protein of 469 amino acids. Gene Ontology annotation, molecular function: structural constituent of ribosome.